Messenger RNA from Eurytemora carolleeae, 1487 nucleotides. RefSeq names its product innexin inx2. Gene Ontology annotation, molecular function: gap junction channel activity. Gene Ontology annotation, cellular component: plasma membrane; gap junction. The transcript has 17 exons. The record is from RefSeq and is a predicted model, not a curated record. NCBI's taxonomy places the organism in Eukaryota, Metazoa, Arthropoda, Copepoda, Calanoida, Temoridae. Bases 188 to 1300 code for a protein of 370 amino acids.
CAGUUUCAUGUUUCAGAAUAUCGUCAGAGGAAUAAAAUCCACCCAAUGCAGAGAGUGAAAAAAAUCUAGAAGAAUUUUUAUAGGAAAAUUUGUGAGAAAAGGUUGGAACAAAUAAAACUUUUUUUAAGAGACUGUUCACUGUAGUAUUUAAAGCUCGCUUUAAUUGAUCGAACCAAGUGAUAGAAAAAUGGCGGGAAUAUUAGAAUUUCUAUCUGCUGGAUACUUUCAUAAAUCUGUCAACGUGGAUGAGAAUUGUCUCAGGUGGCAAAAUGGUCUAGUUUCUAAGCUUCACAAAUCAAUAGGAACUCUUCUUGGUUUGUUCACGUGUACAGUGUUUGCGAAGGAACUCUUGGGGGAUCAUAUUCAUUGUAUUAGAUUUUCUGAGGAGACUCAAGUAUCAGAGGCAAGCUUUAACUCAUAUUGUUAUAUAAGUUCUACAUUUACACUUCCUCAUGAACAAUCUUCAGAAGAUCAUCCUUAUCCUGGUGUUGGACCUGUACAGCAAGAUACAGAUCCAGUUCAUCAUUCAUAUUAUCAAUGGGUUCCUUAUCUGCUGUUUCUACAGGCGAUAUCUUUCUACACUCCAUACACAUUCUACAAGUUCUCCCAGGACGGUCGUAUCUCCUCCCUACUCCAGAACUUACAGAAUGUUCUCCCUUACAACGAGAACAGGGAGGAUAAGCUCGGGGACAUUCAUAUCUACCUUCAAGACUUUUAUGGAAGUCAUACUUGGUGGGCCCGUAAACUGAUGAUCAGCGACUUCUUGAACCUCAUAAAUAUUGUCUUCAACAUUAUCAUCAUGGACUGGUAUCUGGGCAGUAAUUUUCUAACCUAUGGUCCUACAGUAAUAAGUUAUCAGAUGGGGAAUUAUCCUUCAGACCCAUUCGACAACAUUUUUCCUAAGAUGACAAAAUGUACUCUUGCACUGUACGGACCUAGUGGUACUGUACAGAACUAUGAUGGACUCUGUGUACUGCCUAUUAAUGUGUUAAAUGAAAAGAUAUAUUUCCUGCUCUGGAUUUUGCUGUUUCCUGUAGCUGUUCUGACUGUGAUAGAUCAAGGUUUCUGGCUGGUUAUGGUAGUAAGCAAACAGUUAAGAAAUAGUCUACUCUGCUCUUUUGUUCUCAGUUCCAGACCUCAAAUCAGGCAGAGAUUAAGGAAAAUACUUGAAAGUUUGCCGUUUUCUGAUUGGUUAGUUCUAUACCUAGUUGCAAGAAAUAUAGAUAGUGUACUGUUUACUGGCCUGGCUGAGAAAAUACAUCCCCCUGGUCUUGGAUAUUUUCCUGAAGAAGACGAAUAAAAAUUAUCAGAAAAAAAUUCUAAUAUUUUUAACCAUUUUAGUUAGUUUUUGAACGCUUAAAAAAAUUGUUUGCCUGUACCGGAUCUUACAGGAUUAGAAAGGAUUAGAGAUGGGUUCUUUCAUCGUUUUUUUUAAAUUCAUUGUUCGGUAACGUUCAAUAAAAUUUUGAAUUCGUUCGUUAGCUGAA